CGAUUUGAAUUAAUUUGUUAUUUGUUAUGACAUCCAUCAUCAGCAUCACAAAUCACCCAACAAUACGUAGAGUUGUAACACCAUUUACUCCCGUAUUUGGUUUAUGCACUUAGUAAAAUGGAUGGGUAUUGUUGUCCAAAUAUCAACAAGCUUUCAUGCCCACAGCGCAAUUAGCGGCAGGAGCACUGAUAACUCCUUUUUCGGGCGAAACUUUGUCAAUAUGACCCACGCAACUGCAUCGUUAUUAGACUGAAUCUGAGUCAUUUCUCUGGGUAUAAAGUCCGUAUAAGUAUAUUUUUUUACGGGCACUGUAGUUGCAUUCCACUGACCAGCUAGUGCCUCCAUAUGGAUCACAUGGAUGCAUACACUAAAAUUUCUAACAAUUCUAUAACACAUUUCAAACAUAAUAAGUCUGAGCAUUUGGCCAAAUGAAUAUUGAUUCAAUAAAGUCGUGUUUUAGAAUCAUUAAAAAGUGUCGUGUUUUAGAAUAAUAAGUCCCUAUAUAGGUAGAAAAAUUCGUCCUGGUGUUGCGUUAAGCUCACAAUCUCCGAAUGGAUAGGAUAUCAAACUAUUUUUGUUUCAGAUUCUAGUCGCAUUUACAUUCUGUAUAAAUUGAGUUAUUUUGAGCAAUCAGACCGGGCAAACAACGCAGAGAUGUUAGUGGAGAUUGUGUUGUUGUUUGUGUUGGUGUUGGUGUACGCGGUGCUGAGGGACAGGCGCCCCCGCAACUGCCCCCCUGGUCCGUUUGAAAUACCGUUCUUCGGAGGUCUCCCCAUCAUAGAUGAAGGACCUGCGGAAGAUCUGAAGAAAAAGUAUGGCGACGUUGUUAUGUAUCGGACUGGAUCGUUCCGCAAUGUGUUUCUGUUCGACUACAACACCGCCAAGGAGGCCAUGGCGAGACUCGAGUUCGCCGACCGCCCUAUUUUCUUCUCCACAUUCAGCAUCGAUGACAAGAAACUAGGAGGCCUGCUUGGCAGCAACGGCGUACACUGGCAGCACGACCGUCGCUUUGUGCUGCGCAACCUCCGCAAGCUCGGCAUGGGCAAGAGUUACCUGGAGGAGGCCAUCAACAUCGAAGCCAAGGCGCUGGUGGAAGACCUCAAGAAGUACGGCGGUGAAGCCAUCAACUACCCCGACAGCUUCAGGACUGUGGCGCUCAACAUCAUCUGGCAGAUGGUGGCCAGUACGCGAUUCGACCUACGAAGCACGGAGGUAGAAGCCAUCUACAAAGUCAGCAAGGAGUUCCAGACGAAGUUUACCCCCAUCAUGUUCCUACCCUCGUUCGUCCCGGUACUUGACUACCUACCGAAAUGCGUGAAGAACUACCUGUUCAAUGAACACAUUGUUGACGAGUUCUUCGACGAGAUGAAAGCCAUAGUAAAGGCAACCAUAGACCAACAUCUGAAAGACUACGACCCAGACAACAUACGAGAUCUCAUGGACGAGUACAUCAAAGGCAUUAAGGAUGGCGAAGGGGACGAUGAAACCUUCUUCAGAAAAGGAGCCUUAGGCCAGAUCAUCAACGACCUGUUCCAAGCGGGAUCAGACACAGUAAACUUCCAGCUGAAGUGGGUGGCCUACCUGCUCGCCCGGUAUCCAGAGUACGCAACGAGGAUGCAGCAGCAAAUAGACGCCGUCGUGCCCAGGGACCGCAUGGUGUCGCUCGACGAUAAGCCAGGGUUGCCUCUGAUCGAAGCCUUCGUGAUGGAGACCAUGCGGUACUCCUCAAUGAUCACCAUGAACGUUCAGCGCUCUGCCACGCGUGACACAACAAUCAACGGCUACUUCAUCCCCAAGGACACGAUAAUCAUCGUUUCCAACUACUCCGUCCACCACGACCCGCGGUAUUGGGAAGAGCCCGACAAGUUCUACCCUGAACGAUUCCUGGACGAGAAUGGAACUAAGUUCACGGCCCCCAAGCAGGGCUUCUUCGCCUUCGGUUCGGGUCGGCGUCAUUGCGUGGGGGAGCUGCUGGCCCGCAUGGAGUUGUUCCUCUUCACCGCCGCCAUCGUCCAGCACUUCGACGUGCGCCCCCCGCACGGCGUCGACAUCGCCGAAGAAGGCGUCCGCAACUAUGCCGGCCUGCGGGUACCAGCUGAUCGGAAACUCGUGUACAAACCGAGGGAUUAAAUCUCCCAUAAAAAUCAAAACAUUAAAAUCACGGACAAUCACCCAUACAGAUCAGAGGAUAAAAUUAUGGACAUUCUCCCGCUCAAUUCAAAGGAUUAAUAAUAAAUAGAAAAUAAUAGCGGUUUCAGCGUUUAUUAGGCCGUAG
Molecule: messenger RNA, 2275 nt
Organism: Hyalella azteca
Lineage: Eukaryota; Metazoa; Arthropoda; Malacostraca; Amphipoda; Hyalellidae
Product: cytochrome P450 2L1
Exons: 12
Coding region: 655-2130 (491 amino acids)
Molecular function (GO): iron ion binding; oxidoreductase activity, acting on paired donors, with incorporation or reduction of molecular oxygen; heme binding
Source: RefSeq, a predicted model, not a curated record